AUGGCUGGGGAUGGAGAGCAAGAAGGCUUAAAGGAAGGAGGACGCCGUCUCGGACCUUCCCGCUCCCAGCCACGGUCAACCCCACGGUGCUCUCUGACACCUGCCAACGGCGAGCCCUUGGGCCGUGUCUCCUUGGAGCUGUUUGCAGACAAAGUCCCAAAGACAGCAAGAAACUUGUGUGCUCUGAGCACUGGGGAGGAAGCUUUGGGUUAUGUAGCUUCCUGCUUUCAGAGAGUUAUUCCGGGAUUCACGUGCCAGAGUGGUGACUUCACACGCCACAACGGCACAGGCGGCAAGUCCGUCUACGGGGAGAAAUUUGAUGAUGAGAAGUUUGUCCUGAAGCACACAGGUCCCGGCGUCUUGUCCAUGGCAGGUGCUGGACCCCGGUGUUUCAGCUGCACUGCUGAGACCAAGUGGCUGGACGGCAAGCAUGUGGUCUUCGACCAGGUGAAAGACGGCACGGACAUUGUGACAGCCACGCAGCGCUGCGGGUCCCGGAAUGGCAAGGCCAGCCGGAAGAUCACCAUUACUGGCUGUGGCCAACUCUAACAAACCUGACUUGUGUUUUAUCUUAACCAGCAGGCCAUUCCUUCUGUAGCUCAGGAGGGCACCCCUUCACC
Phyllostomus discolor (pale spear-nosed bat) is the source of this 620-nucleotide messenger RNA. RefSeq names its product peptidyl-prolyl cis-trans isomerase A-like. Lineage: Eukaryota; Metazoa; Chordata; Mammalia; Chiroptera; Phyllostomidae. Bases 1 to 549 code for a protein of 182 amino acids. The record is from RefSeq and is a predicted model, not a curated record. Gene Ontology annotation, molecular function: peptidyl-prolyl cis-trans isomerase activity. Gene Ontology annotation, biological process: protein peptidyl-prolyl isomerization. The transcript has 2 exons.